AUGCUGAAGCUGACAUAUUUAUCUUUGCUGCUCCUUGUUAUCCUGGUGUCUCAAGAAUCUGUUGCUAAAUCACAAAAUAAUGGGCGAUCCACUUGCCUGUUGCAGGACCCACAAAAUCAGUGUGGCGACUUCUGCCUUAGCAAGAUCCAUCCGAUGAUUGAGUUGGUUCCCGAAACCAAUUCCAAACUGAAGAAGGUCCUCGGCGAGCAGCAGUCCAUCCAGAUGAAGCUCGUGGCAGUUCAGUCGACGGUGGAGGCCCAAAGGAUCUCAAUGCAGAAUUCCUUGAACGACAUCACCACGAAAGAAGAGUUUGGGGCGAAACUCGGCGACACGAAGGAAAAACUAAUGGCGGUGAUUUUUGAAUUAAAAAACCAACUUCAGUUGCAGAGCACCAAAAUGGAGGACCAGGAUACAGCAAUGCAAACCAAACUGAUUGGGUUAAAUUCCGAGCUCAAAAGUCAGCUGCAAUAUCUUCAGACGAAUCUGGAGUCCCUGCAGAGGACCAUCACAAAGAACUUCGCGGAGCGGUUAAAUGUGACAGAAGAGCAGCUUUUGGUUUCGAAUUCCGAGUUAAAGACCCAACUAAAGGAAAUGGACACAAAUGUAAGAGAUCAGGAUAUAUCCAUGCAAACCAAACUGGAUGCCCAACUUCUGGCGGUUCAGAAAAAACUGGAGGACCAAAAUACAGCUCUUUCCGAAUCCUUUGAGGCGAGAUUAAACGGAACGGAGGUAAAAAUGGAAGCCCAACUAAAGGAGCUUCAAAACAAAACUGAGAACCAACUUGCGGUGCUGGAGAACCAACUAUCGGCCUUGCAGAAAACCCUUCUCGAAACACAUUCCGCUCUCUAUCACAAGUUUUUCUAUCCUAAGUUUGAGCGUUAUGGCUCUCGAUAUUUUUAUUUCGAACAUACAAUUAGAAAACCCUUUGAUGAGGCUGCAGCAGCAUGUCGAGGAAUGGGCGGCUAUUUGGCGGCUUUCAAAACCCAAGAGGAACUCGAAGCCAUAAGUAUAAAGCCAGAAGUUGAGAUUGGUUAUUACUGGACUGGCAUCAAGCUCAAUAUGUAUGAUGAGUUCAUAUCUACGGCCUCCGGAAAGCCUGCAUCCGUUUUUAUGUGGAACUUAGGAGAGCCCGACCAUGACGGUGAAUGCAUUGCUAUGGUUUACGGGGAGAUGAGUGAUUUCGAUUGUCAUCAUUACAAUAAUUUUAUUUGCCAAUCAGACAAUGAAAUAUAA
Molecule: messenger RNA, 1233 nt
Organism: Drosophila takahashii
Lineage: Eukaryota; Metazoa; Arthropoda; Insecta; Diptera; Drosophilidae
Product: RB1-inducible coiled-coil protein 1-like
Biological process (GO): biological process involved in interspecies interaction between organisms
Cellular component (GO): external side of plasma membrane
Molecular function (GO): carbohydrate binding
Source: RefSeq, a predicted model, not a curated record